Molecule: messenger RNA, 3323 nt
Organism: Psammomys obesus (fat sand rat)
Lineage: Eukaryota; Metazoa; Chordata; Mammalia; Rodentia; Muridae
Gene: Rassf10
Product: Ras association domain family member 10
Exons: 1
Coding region: 68-1597 (509 amino acids)
Biological process (GO): signal transduction
Source: RefSeq, a predicted model, not a curated record
CACCGCGGGCAGAGCCAGAGUCGCUGGAACCCAAGCCCAGGCGUCCCAGUUGCGUCCCAGUUGCGCCAUGGAUCCUUCAGAGAAGAAGAUAUCGGUGUGGAUCUGCCAGGAGGAGAAGCUGGUGUCCGGCCUCUCUCGCCGCACUACCUGCUCGGACGUUGUUCGGGUGCUUUUGGAGGACAGCUGCCGGCGGCGCCGCAGGCAGCGGCGGGGCCAGCGACAGGGGGCGGCGGAGGACCCCUCCGGUCCGUUGGAGCUGCCCGAUCCCCCGGACGAAAACGACGACGAGGAGGACGACGACGCGCUGGCCCAGGGCGUGCUGUGUGGUCCCCCGCACUGCUACUGCAUCGUGGAGAAGUGGCGCGGCUUUGAGCGCAUCCUGCCCAACAAGACGCGGAUCCUGCGCCUCUGGACCGCCUGGGGCGACGAGCAGGAGAAUGUGCGCUUCGUGCUGGUGCGCAGCGAGGCGUCGCUGCCCAACGCCGGGCCGCGCAGCGCGGAGGCGCGGGUCGUGCUCAGCCGCGAGCGCCCCGGCCUGACCCGGGGAGCCCCGGCGCGGCCCAGCCUGGCCCUGACCCAGGAGAAGCAGCGGCGGGUGGUACGCAAGGCCUUCCGCAAGCUGGCCAAACUCAACCGGAGGCGCCAGCAGCCGCCGCCGCCGUCGCCUGGCUCGUCCGCGUCGUCCGCCGCCUCCUCCUGCUCGUCGCUCCCUCGGACCCACGAGGGCGCGUCGGUGGAGCGCAUGGAGACGCUGGUGCAUCUGGUGCUGUCGCAGGACCACACCAUCCGCCAGCAGGUGCAGCGGCUCCGGGAGCUGGACCGCGAGAUAGACCGCUACGAGGCCAAGGUGCACCUCGACCGCAUGCGGAGGCACGGGGUCAACUACGUGCAGGACACCUACCUGGUGGGCGCCGGCCUCGACCUCGACGGACCGGCGCCUGAAGACGAGCCCGAGGCCGGGACGCGGGCGGACGAGGGGCCGGAGGCGGCGGCGCCCCUGGACGGCGAGGCGCAGGCGGCGGCGCUGGAGGAGCUGGCCCGGCGCUGCGAAGACCUGGCGCGGCUGCAGGAGGAGCGCGCCCAGCAGGAGGAGUUGCUGGAGCGCCUGUCCGCCGAGAUCCAGGAGGAGCUGAACCAGCGGUGGAUGCGGCGGCGCAGCGAAGAGCUGGCGGCCAGAGACGAGCCCCCGGAGCCCGACGGCGGCCCGGAUGGCGAGCUGCUGCUGGAGCAGGAGCGGGUCAGGACACAGCUCAGCACCAGCCUUUACAUCGGGCUGAGGCUCAGCACGGACCUGGAGGCCGUCAAGGCGGACUUGGAUUACAGCCAGCAGCAGAGGGACAGUAAGGAGCGCGAGCUGCAGGGCCUCCUCCAGACUUGGCGCACUUUUGAGCAGACGGUGGUGCAUGACGGGGCUCUGGGUUCCGGUGGACCCUCUCAGGAACCUCAGCCUCAGACCUGUGCAGAAAUGUGGGUGGACCAGGCCCGGGGACUAGCUAAGAGCUGUCCCGGCAACGAUGAAGACUCGGAUACCGGGCUGAGCUCCAUGCAUAGCCAAGACUCGGACUCGGUACCCCCAGUGUGUGAAUCCCUCGUGUAGAAGUUGUAGGGAGUGACCCUUGACACUUGCAGCGCGCGCUGGCCCGGCCUGCUCAGGGACACGAAAUGAGGCCGUGGGGGGUGAGCUCAGAGUCUCGGGAUGGGUCUGGAGAGUGGAGGGGGUGCCUGUCAGGCAGCGUGCUCCUCUGACUCAGGGUGAGUGUGGGGGACAAGGAAGCUCUAAACCUCCUCAGCUUUAGAGGGAAAGGGAGUCAGGAGGUGAGAACCCCUCCCUAUUUAAAAAAAAAAAAAAACAAACAACAAAACACGUUAGGUAAAUCGACAAGGUCCAAGCCCAUUUUCAAAACAAGAAUAAAAGAAAGAAAGAAAAACAUUAUGGACAUGUUUACCACUCCUCUGUAUGGGAAGGACUGCUGACAGCUAGAACUAUGGUCUGUGGCAUAAAGUGCUGUUAAAAGAAAACACUUGGAUGAAAAGGAAAUUCCUUGAAUGUUAAUUGUGACUGGAAACGUGUUAAAACUAGCCAAAGAGGACGCACUAGUUGGUCUCUGCCUUGCUUAACAUCUUUGAUAAAACCCAUAGGCAUCAAAAUCCUGGCUGUUUACAUUUCUUCAGGUUUGGGAAUUACCCGUCUGCUAAAUCAUUUGCCUUUUAUUUCUUCAUUGAAAAGCCAAACUGCAUUGAAAUCUAAGGCUGUGUCUUCCUACUAAAUACAACGUGUUAAAAGCUCUCCACCCCCACCCAAACAUAGCACUUUGAGUUUUAAAAUUCUGGCCUACGUAAUCUGGGUGAAAAUGUAACCUGGCUCUUUGGGGUGUGUUUCUGCAGAGGCAGAGGUGCUGUCUUCUAGUUCAUGAUGCCCAGUCAUUGACUCAAUUACAGCUCAGGAGAAAGGGAAGUUGCAGAAUGAAGCACAGCCCACUUUGCUGUUUAAAAGAACGUCAGUGUCGACUACAAGUUGAAAGCAAAGAUCUUUACAUAGUGUUUAGCUGUUAAAUCCAGCUCUGUGAUUUAAACCAACCAUGACCUUUCAUGAAUUUUAUGCAGACCCAAGUCCAACUUUAGUUUCGUUGGCCGGAGAUAAGGUUCUGGUUCAAGUAAACUGCAAAUGCCAAUUAACUUCAAGUGCAAACAGUAGGGUUUACUAGCUAAGGCCCCCAAAGAGGGGAGAAAAAUGAAGCAAUCCAAUAGGCCACUGUGGGUAAACAAAUAGAUUAACCAUAGCACGGAGCCAUGGUAAAAGCACAUCAAAGUGAGUUAAGAACUUGAGGUGCUCCUGCCUGGCCGCGCCCCUCUGCACGUGGCAGGGGAGAUAUAAGGGUGACAUUGUCUUCUGUGGUUGGUGUAAUUGUUCCAGGUAUUUCAAUUAAAACUUAUCAGUUGUAGUUAGCUGUCGGGCCAGUGGAAGGAGCCUGCUGGUCCAUUUCCCUGUGGAGCUAGGUACUUUCUGAGGAAUGUGGAUCUAAUCUGUCCGGAGGAGGCAUUAACAAUGGGGUGUGUGUGUGUUGCCAGAGGUACAGAAGGCUGGUAUCAACUGAACUAGCAAGGGGCCUACUCCCAUUCCCACAGUGACGUGCAAAGGUAAGUUCCGAGGCCUUGGGAUUCAUAGCUGUUUCCUUCCUUGUGGGAUCAGCUGUCUGAGUGUCCCCAACAGGAGCUCUUGACAUCACCAUUGGAGCGUCUUUUUCACUGACUGUCCCAACACUGAAGCUGCUUUGGAAUUAUAACACAAGUGACUGUGCUCAGAUUUUCAAGUAAAAUCAAAA